This is a messenger RNA of Chlorella variabilis, 2238 nucleotides long. RefSeq lists its product as hypothetical. The record is from RefSeq and is a predicted model, not a curated record. Gene Ontology annotation, molecular function: dynein light chain binding; dynein heavy chain binding. Gene Ontology annotation, cellular component: outer dynein arm. Gene Ontology annotation, biological process: cilium movement; outer dynein arm assembly. NCBI's taxonomy places the organism in Eukaryota, Viridiplantae, Chlorophyta, Trebouxiophyceae, Chlorellales, Chlorellaceae. The transcript is spliced from 9 exons. Bases 1 to 2238 code for a protein of 745 amino acids.
AUGGCCCUGCCUCCUCACCUGCAGCGGCGCACCUUGCCUCUCCCCAUCCCUGCCCGUUGCCUGCAGCCCGUCCGCGAGGUGGUGCGGCCCGCCAACCAGCUGGCGCUGUCGGCCGGGGAGCUGGAGGAGGAGGUGGGGCGGUCGCUGACGGCGGGCAACCCCACGGCGCCCGCCAACCUGGUGCGGUACAGCUUCCGCGAGCGAGGGUACCGCGCGGAGCCCAUCAUCGACCAGCAGCUGCAGCACUUUGCGCUGGGCGGCUGCCUCAUGCACUGCGAGUCCGAGGAGGCGGCGCGGCAGCGGCGGCGCGAGUCGCAGGCCGCCGCCGCCGCCGCGCGCUCGCGGCGCGGCACAGAGCAGCACAGCGAGGCCUCGCUGGGACCUGGCGCCCUGGAUGACGACGCGGCCACCACCCGCCUGCGCAACCAGUUCAACUUUGCAGACCGGGCGGCGCAGACGGGGCACCACCCGCCCCGCGACAGAGCCACCAGGACCGAGCCACCCCCCACCGCCGUCACCGCCGGCUCCUGCUCCCGCUGGGAGAUCUAUGAGGCGUAUGUGCAGGACCAGGAGCGGCAGCGGCAGACCGAGGAGCUGGCGCGCCAGAAGGCGCAGGUGGCGCGCAAGGGCAACCAGCAGGCGGCGGCGGCCAUGGCGCAGCGGGCGGCGGAGCUUGCGCUGGCGCCCGCGCAGUGGGUGGGUAGGGCUGCCUGCCUGGUGGAGCGCAUGGUGCAGCAGAACCUGCUCAAGGAUGUGGCCAUGGACUUCAGGUACUGGGAUGACCCUGCCGACGCGGUGGCGCCAGAGGAGGGCACACUGCUGCCGCUGUGGGGAGAGAAGGGCGAGAGCUUCACCAGCCCGCGGGUCAAGCGCCGCGCGGUGACCGCGCUGUGCUGGAGCCCCCGCUACUUCGACCUCUUCGCCGUCGGCUACGGCAGCUUCGAUUUCCUCAACCCCACCACCGGCCUGGUGUGCUGCUACAGCCUGAAGAGCCCGGGGCAGCCAGAGUUCAGCUUUGGCACGGCGGCGGGGGUGAUGUGCCUGGACUUCCACCCAGACCACCCCAGCCUGCUGGCCGUGGGCUGCUACGACGGCGCCGUGGUCAUCUUCGACCUGCGGGCAGGCAAGCUGCGCAGGGCGGGCGACAAGCCGGCGUACCAGUCCACCCCCCGCAGCGGCAAGCACAGCGACCCUGUGUGGCAGGUGUGCUGGCAGCGCACGCACAGCCACGAGCUGGCGCUCAGCAGCAUCAGCACCGACGGCCGCGUCACGGCCUGGACCGUCAACAAGAACGAGCUGUCGCACCAGGACGUGCUGCAGCUGAGCACCCUACGCGCCAGGGAGCGACUGCGGUCGGACAGCAGCGGUGGGUCGGAGGAGGAGAGCGGGUCUGUGGGAAUUGCAGGCGGCUGCUGCUUCGACUUCAACCGCGAGCAGGAGUUCCUGUUUGUUGUGGGCAGCGAGGACGGGUCGCUGUACAAGUGCUCCACAGCCUACUCCAGCGAAUACCUACAGGCCUACCAGCCCGGCCACCGCCUGCCCGUGUAUGCGGUGCGCUGGAACGGCCUGCACCCGCGCACCUUCCUGUCAGCCGGCGCCGAUUGGAAAGUCAAGCUCUGGGACUCGCCCGUGCUGAGCUUCGACCUGCGCGCCCCCGUGGGCGACGUGGCGUGGGCGCCCUUCUCCGCCACCGUGUUUGCCGCCGUGACGGACGCGGGCAAGGUGCACGUGUUCGACCUGGCGCGCAGCCGCGCGGCGGCGGCCUGCGUGCAGCGCGUCACCCGCAAGGCCCGCCUCACCAAGCUGGCCUUCAACGCCCGCCACCCCGUGCUGCUGGUGGGCACCGAGCAUGGCGGCGUGGUGUGCCUCAAGCUGUCGCCCAACCUGCGCCGCGACUUCGCACCAGGUGGGCGGCCGGCUGGGUGUGCAAGCGGCGGAGCAGGAAGUGCCUCCCUGCUGUGCUGUGUGGGGCCGCACGUUGGCACAGCCAGCACGGAGGGUGGCAGCUGGGCGGCGACUCUGCCCGCCCCGCCCGCUGCCCUGCCACACAUGCCCUGCCGCUGCCGCCGUACCUGCGGCGCAGGCGCGCCAGCCAGCGGUGGCGGCGCCACCCUGGGGCGCAGCGACUCGGAGGCGGCGGCUGCGCGGGCGGCGGAGGCGCAGCGGCUGGAGGCGGUGUUGGUGCUGGCGGCCAAGUGCAACCAGGCGCUGAGGGAGGAGGACUGGGAGCUGAUGUGA